CGCGGGGGCCGCUCAGUUUCUGCCCCCGUCGGGCUUUAUCGCAGCGUGCACAGUCGGGGACCGCAGGCAGAUGCGGAGACGAAGCCUGAAGAAGCCGUCUGUAGGGUUCUGUGAGCUCGGAGAGGUCAGCAGUACGUAGCAGCAGAGGACGCAUCCAUCCAGCACGAUCGCCUGCACUGAGUGACCGCCUCUUGUGUGACUCAGACGAGAAAAGAACAAAUAGAAAUAUAUAGCUUGUUAAGCCGCAACUCGUUCAGAUUGUAAGCAGUAUCAGGUUCAGUAAGCUCGAACAGAGACCAGCACACGGAAAAGCAACAUCAGCAGCAACCCCAGCAAGCAGCAACAUGGCUAACAGCAGCAAGGAUUACCGCAUCAACACCAGGAUUGUGAAGGUGGCCCACAAGGACGGCAACAAGGCGUCCAUUCCACCCAUCUACCAAUCUACAACGUUCAAGGCCGACUCGAUCGGCUCGUUCUCCACCCAGGACUAUGACUACACGCGUUCGGGAAACCCAACCCGGACGGUUUUGCAGAACCACCUGGCCUCCGUCAUCAACUGCAAGUAUGUCUACGCCGUCAACUCCGGGAUGGCAUGUUUGGACGUCAUCUUGUCCAACUUGAAGCCAAACGACGAGGUCGUGGCAGGUGAAGACUUGUACGGAGGCUCCGACCGUUUGUUGCACUUUGUCGAACGCAAACACAGCAUCAAGAUCAAGCACUUCGACACCACCAAUCUGCCUCUGAUGAAGAGCGCCAUCACCAAGAAGACCAACCUUGUGUUGCUUGAGUCGCCAACCAACCCGCUUAUCAACGUCGUCGACGUCAAGGCGAUUGCUGCACACGCCCACGCAGUCAAUCCAGAAUGUAUUGUUGUGUUCGACAACACCAUGAUGACUCCGCUAUUGAUGUCGCCAUUGGAGUUGGGUUGCGACAUCCACUACGAGUCCGCAACAAAGUACCUCAACGGCCACCACGACAUCAUGGCCGGUGUCCUGGCCACCAACAGAGACGACUUGGCCAAGAGCUUGUUCUAUGUGAUCAAUGCAACCGGUUCAGGCUUGGCCCCAUUCGAUUCUUGGCUAUUGAUCAGAGGCUUGAAGACUUUGUCCAUUCGUUUGGAAAGGGAACAGCAAAACUGUAUGACAUUGGCCACUUUUCUACAGAACAAGGGCUUCAGCGUUAGAUACACAGGCCUCAAGUCUCAUCCACAACACGACCUCCACUUCAGCCAGUGUAAAGGUCCAGGGGCUGUUCUGUCUUUCGAAACAGGCAAUAUUGCCCUGAGUGAAGCCAUCAUCAAGAAUUGUGAGAUCUUUUCCACAACAGUGUCCUUUGGUUCUGUUUCCUCGUUAAUAUCUUUACCUUUGAAGAUGUCCCACGCCUCCAUUGAUAAGAAGGUCCUCGCCGAGAGAAACUUCCCUCAAGACUUGAUUCGUCUCUGUGUCGGUAUUGAAGACAUCCAAGAUUUGAUUGAUGACUUAGACCAUGCAAUUUUACUUGCAAAGAGAGAGGUUGGCCCAAAAUUAUAGUGAAGGUGAGUUGAGGUCGAACUCUGACAUAAUAUUACUAAUUAACCUAUUAGAUAUUUGUUGUAUUUUUUUUCUGUGUAUGUACAUUCGUAUAGAGAUAUAUAUUUUUGUGUCUUUUU
Molecule: messenger RNA, 1648 nt
Organism: Pichia membranifaciens NRRL Y-2026
Lineage: Eukaryota; Fungi; Ascomycota; Pichiomycetes; Pichiales; Pichiaceae
Exons: 1
Coding region: 345-1529 (394 amino acids)
Biological process (GO): 'de novo' L-methionine biosynthetic process; transsulfuration
Cellular component (GO): cytoplasm
Molecular function (GO): pyridoxal phosphate binding
Source: RefSeq, a predicted model, not a curated record